Messenger RNA from Dioscorea cayenensis subsp. rotundata (Guinea yam), 2918 nucleotides. RefSeq names its product protein GRIP. Lineage: Eukaryota; Viridiplantae; Streptophyta; Magnoliopsida; Dioscoreales; Dioscoreaceae. The transcript is spliced from 23 exons. The record is from RefSeq and is a predicted model, not a curated record. Gene Ontology annotation, biological process: reciprocal meiotic recombination. Bases 224 to 2608 code for a protein of 794 amino acids.
UCGAUAGGACACAAUUACCCUUGCGUGAUUUAACAAUUGACCCAACCUCACUCACGGUCCCAUCCGACCGGCUUCCAGAUCUCCCGGUUUCAUCGCCGGAGCCAGAAGAGAUACAAGCCACAGAGAGAGAAAAGCAAAGCGGAAAAAAUCACCAUCUCGAAUCUCAGGUAGUUGGUUGGAUUCAAGUUUGUAGUAUAAGAAGCAAGUGAAUGUUGAGGACGAUAUGAGUAAUGGAAUGGCAGAAGUUGUAAUGGAGGGUGCUGCCAAGAACAAGUUGAUUGGUACUGUUGGUUAUGCUGGCAAUGAAAAUGGUGUGCAUCAUUGGAAUGUUAUCACAGAUGAGACCGAUGAGGAUCUUACGAGAAUGGUCAUUGAGCUUAGUUUCCAGAAUGAUUACCUGAAAGCUCAGAUAGGUUCAUUUAACUUGCCUGUACUUGGGUCAAUUGAUGCUGUAGCGAAAGAGGGAGGAGAUUCUGAGCAAUUGAAUCAAUUGCAUGAGAAGAUAAAGUGUCUCAAUAAAGAAAUUCAGGAGCAGAAAGAAACUCAGAAGGCAGCGGAGGAUGCUUUAGAACAUCUAAGAGCUCAGUGUGCUGAUGCUGAUUCAAAGGUUCAAGGACUUUCAGAAAAACUUGCUCAAGCUCAACAAAAGAUGGAGCAAGAAAUAAAGGAACGCGAUGAUAAAUAUGUUGAGCUUGAUUCUAAGUUUUCAAGGCUUCACAAGCGUGCAAAGCAACGGAUCCAAGAGCUGCAAAAGGAAAAAGAUGACCUAGAAACUCGGGUUCAAGAAAUGAAUGUUUUGGUGGAGCAAGCUUCGAAUCAGCAAACAUUGAGACAACAAGACAUAGAGAAGACUCGCCAACAGGCCAAUGAGGCUUUACGUUUAAUGGAUUCUGAGAGGCAACAAUUGCGGGCAGCAAACAAGAAACUCCGAGAAAAUGUGGAUGAGAUGCAUAUUAUAUUGGAUGCUAAGGAGAGUGCACUAGCUGCAGUACAACAAACUCUACUUGACAAAGAGAAGGAAUUGGGAUCGAGGAAGAUGAUUGGCGGCGCUAGGGAGAUGCUAGAAGACACUCAUAACCUCUUGCGAACUCUAGAAGAGAAAAGACAAUCAUCAUUUGCGGAGCUUUCUGCUAAACAUCAAAAGCAAUUGGAUAGCCUGUCAGCACAACUUGCUGAGGCAGCUGUGGAUAGGAAGAAAGCAGCUGAAACAAUCUCCUCUCUCCAGUUGCUCAUUGAUGAGAAAGAUAAGAAGAUUGCCAAUCUUGAUGCGGUUACAAGUGGUGAAGUUGCACGACUUGGGGCUACAUUGGAGGAGAUGAAAGGGGAACUUGCACAACUGCAGGAUACACAUGAAAAGGAAAGGGAAAGCUGGGAAGCAGCUUGCCAAGCCCUAAGGACUAAGUUAGAGGCAUCCGAGAGUGCCUGCUUGUGCUCUGAGAUUGAAGCAGCUAAAAUGAGAAGUCAAUUGGAACAAGAAUUAUCUAUGCAACAUCAAUUAUUAAAUGCAAGAGAUGCUGAGUUAACAGCUGUGAAAGAUGAGAUCAAACAUAUAGAAAAUGAAUUUUCUGCAUAUAAGGUCCGUGCACAUGCACUUCUCCAGAAGAAGGAUGCGGAGAUAACUGCAGCUAGGAACUCAGCAGAUAUCAUAGCUCAACAGGAGGCAGUUAGAGAAGCUGAGAGGGAAUUAGCCUUGGCAUUAGCAGAGAGAGAUAAGGCAAUGCAAGAUCUUCUAGAUGCUUUCACCAAACAUGAAGAAGAGAUCACUGCAAGAGAUGCAGCUCUUAAUGAUGUCCAGAAACAGAUGAGGGACAUGGCUAAGAAACUUGAUACCUCCAGUGCUCGUUUCUUGUCAGAGAAGGAAUUGUGGCAGAAGAAUUUGGAGAGCAUUGAAGAAAGUUGGAAAUUUAAAUAUGCUGCAUUGGAGGCUCAAAACAUCAAAUGCUCUAUAGAUGAUAUAGAAAAGGCCUUCGAAGAGCUUAAGCAACAAUACAGAAAGCUGAAGGAAGAGCAUGAUACCUUUCGUGAUGUUGCUGAUAGAGCACUUGAAGAGAAAGAAGCAGAGGUUGUGAAACUCUUAGAAGACAAUAAGUAUCUUCGGCGCUUUUUGGAGUCAAAACCAUUUGUUGACCACAUAGAUAACCAAAACCCAGUUUCAGAGAGGCAGGAUUCUCAUGUUGCAAGUGUAGCAGCUGCAGAACAACAAAUUCUGCUGUUAGCUAGGCAACAAGCUCAGAGAGAGGAAGAACUUGCUCAGUCACAAAGACACAUUUUGGCUCUUCAAGAGGAGAUUGAGGAGCUUGAACAGGAAAAUCGCCUUCAUAGUCAACAGGAAGCAAUGUUGAAGUCUGAGCUCAGGAACAUGGAAAGAUCACAAAAACGUGAAGGAGUAGACAUGACAUAUCUUAAAAAUGUGAUAUUGAAAUUGCUUGAAACUGGUGAAGUGGAGGCAUUACUUCCUGUGGUUGGAACAUUGUUACAAUUCAGCCCAGAGGAGAUCAAGAAGUGCCAACAAGCAUACCAUUCAUCAAAUGAUGUUUCAAGUCAAGCUUUUGCCGAGACUACUUCAACCCCCCAAUCAUCACUCUUCUCAAGAUUCUCAUUUUCAUAAGCAGAUUCAUUCGUCAAAUCUCUUUAGGUAUGUUUGCAUUGCAUGGUAUAUGUAUAACAAAUCAUAUUACUGCCAUAGAAGAGCUAAGAUCAAAGGGCAUAGCCAGAAAGUAAACGUUCUUUCAGAAAGCAACAUACUAUACUUCGAAUUUAUUUUUUUGUUCCAUCCCCCCUAUGAAUAUGUAUAGGACAAGAUCCUAUCCUUGUUAUGUUUUUGUAUUUUGAAAGAAGAAAAAAAAAAUGUAUUUAAUUACUUUCAACUUUUGUUUAACUUUUUCUUCUCACUCUCAAUUAUAUCCAUUGACUUGGUC